This is a messenger RNA of Parnassius apollo (apollo), 786 nucleotides long. The record is from the annotation of a GenBank genome assembly. Lineage: Eukaryota; Metazoa; Arthropoda; Insecta; Lepidoptera; Papilionidae.
UUGUUAUAUUCUGAAGUCCCCCGCUAUUAUACUUGGAACACAUCUAGGAAGGAGUGGAAACGCCGUAUUCAAGGCGCGCCUGUUGCAAAUUGGCCUGGUGUAAAGUCAUCAGACGCCUUUGGUCGUGUGUAUACCGUCCAUGUAACUAAUUUUGAAUGUUUCUGUUUACGAUUGCUGCUGCACCAUCUUCGGAGUCCUAUAGGAUAUAAAGACCAUAAAACUGUCAACGGUCAGGAAUGCGCAACUUAUAGAGAAGCAUGUGAAGCUCUGCAUCUUUUAGAAAACGAUAAUCACUGGGAUGAAACCAUGAUGGAAUCUGAGCAGUGCCACUCACCAGCCAAAAUUAGGGAUCUUUAUGCAACUCUCAUAUCAUCUUGCGGGCUAUCUAAUGCACAUGAAUUGUGGGACAAAUAUAAAGAGUACAUGGCGGAAGAUAUUUUGCAAAGGUUACAGCAGACACACGCGAACAUGACAUACAAUGAACACAUUUAUAAUGAAGCACUUGGAAAAAUUGAAGAUGAAGUAAUGGCAAUGGUAGGCAAAAAAUUAAGCUACUUUGGAAUGAUAAGCCCUCAGCGAACAAUCGAAAAUGAACUAAGUGAUGAAAUUAUAUGUGAAACAAACUACAAUAUAUCAGCUUUGCAGCAGCAAGUAGCCGAAUUUGUGCCCCGCUUGCUUCUCGAACAAAAACGAGUUUUUGACAAAGUGUUAGGACAAAUUGAAUCUGGAAAUGGUGCACUUUUCUUUUUAGAUGCCCCUGGUGGAACUGGAAAGACAUUUUUGUAA